CAGCAAUAUGGAAGGAUGGUCCAUUAAGUUAUAUGAAGCAAUUAAAUGUUAAGAAAAUAAGUGAUUUAAUAUUUGAAUGGAUACCAUACAAUGACGGAAAUGAAAAAAUUGAUGAUUUCAUCCAAAAAAAGCAAUUAAAAAUUAGUAUCGAAAGUUAUAUCAUAUUUGAAUGGAUACCAUAUAAUGAGUUUAUUGAAAUUAAAGAAACAGAAGGUAAUUGUUUAACUACAGCAACAUGGGAAAAAGGUCCAUUAAUUUAUGAUACUCUUAAAAAGGAAUGGGUUAAAACAUCAUAUAAAAAAGUUUGUUUAAGAUAUUUGUAUAAUUCACAAAAUGUUACCAAUGAAUUUAUAGAUAAGGUUAAAACAUAUUCAAAUCGAAAGGUGAAUAAUAUUAUUAAAUUAUAUGGAAUAUCUCAAGAUCCAGAUACAAAAGACUAUAUUAUAGUUCUUGAAUAUGCGGAAGGUGGAAAUUUCAGUAAUUAUUUGAAUAAAAAUUAUGAGAGGUUUGAUUGGUUUAAUGGAUUAAAAAUAUUAACUAAUGUUAUUGGAGGUCUUAGUAAAAUUCAUCAAAAACAGAUAGUUCAUUGUUAUUUUCAUAUGGGAAAUAUAUUAUUUACAAAAUUGAGUUAUUUUAGUGAUUAUAAAGCAUGUAUUUCCGAUAUGGGAUUAUAUAGAAAAAUUGAUGAUAUUAAUGAAACAAAAAUUUAUGGAGUUAUACCUUUUGUAGCUCCCGAAGUGUUAAAAGAAAAAUCUUAUACUCGAGAAGCAGAUAUAUUUAGUUUUGGUAUGAUAAUGUAUGUUGUAGCAACUGGGAGACGACCUUUUGAUAACUGUGCUCAUGAUGAGGUUUUGAUAUUAAAUAUAUAUAAUGGGAUUAGACCUGAAAUAAAUAAUCAAAUUGCGCCAAAAUGUUAUAUUGAUUUAAUGAAAAAGUGUUGGGAUGGAAAUCCAGAUAAUAGACCAAAUUCUAUUGAAAUAAAAGAAAUGAUUGAAUUAUUUUAUAAUUCAUUAGACCAAGAUUUUAAGAAAAAGGAACAACAACACUAUGAGAUUGAAGAACAGUUUAAAGAAACACAAGAAUCUAGAAAAGAAAGUCUUUUAUCAAUUAAAAAUGGUAAAUCAACCACUCAUGCACAAGCUAUUUAUACAUCUCGAUUACUUAAUCCUUUUACAAAAAAUAUUUCCAAUAGUAGUACAGUAGAAAUUACUGAUUUUAAAAUGUAA
Messenger RNA from Rhizophagus irregularis DAOM 181602=DAOM 197198, 1226 nucleotides. Lineage: Eukaryota; Fungi; Glomeromycota; Glomeromycetes; Glomerales; Glomeraceae. The record is from RefSeq and is a predicted model, not a curated record.